This is a messenger RNA of Trematosphaeria pertusa, 1213 nucleotides long. Its product is annotated as P-loop containing nucleoside triphosphate hydrolase protein. The transcript has a single exon. The record is from RefSeq and is a predicted model, not a curated record. Gene Ontology annotation, molecular function: ATP binding; 4 iron, 4 sulfur cluster binding; ATP-dependent FeS chaperone activity. Gene Ontology annotation, cellular component: cytosol. Lineage: Eukaryota; Fungi; Ascomycota; Dothideomycetes; Pleosporales; Trematosphaeriaceae. The coding region runs from base 98 to 1093 and encodes 331 amino acids. Gene Ontology annotation, biological process: iron-sulfur cluster assembly.
CCUCGACCUUACCACCACCAUGCCUAACCCUCGCCUGCAAACUCCUCCUAAUAUCUCCAUACUACACCUAGCAUCUCCAGGCUGAGCAGCCUCCACAAUGCCGCUCGAAAAUAUCAAGAACAUCGUGCUAGUCCUCUCGGGCAAAGGCGGGGUAGGCAAAUCCAGCAUCACCACUCAGCUCGCCCUCACGCUCUCGCUGCAAGGCCACACCGUCGGCGUCCUCGAUAUCGAUCUCACGGGCCCCUCGAUACCGCGCUUUUUCGGCAUUGAAGAGAGAAAGGUCAGACAGGCGCCAGGCGGGUGGAUACCCGUGCCCGUGCACGAGACGCAGACGCUGCCGACAUCACACCCCACGAAUGGCAAUGGACACGGACAAGGGGCGCAGAAAGAGAUCGGGGCGCUCUCGUGCAUGUCACUAGGUUUUAUACUGGCGAACAGGAGCGAUGCAGUGAUAUGGCGCGGACCGAAGAAGACGGCGAUGGUGCGACAGUUUCUUACGGAUGUCCUAUGGCCGCCGCUCGACUUCCUGCUCAUCGAUACGCCGCCGGGAACUUCGGACGAACAUAUCUCCCUGCUCGAGAACCUGCUCAAGCAGACCGCGGAACCGACAUCCCCGCCGAACCAGCUCGCCGGCGCCGUCGUCGUCACCACGCCGCAAGCUAUCUCGAUAUCCGACGUCAAGAAGGAACUGAACUUCUGUAGGAAGACCGGGAUAAGGGUGCUCGGCGUGGUGGAGAAUAUGGCGGGCUUCGUGUGCCCGAAUUGCAGCGAGUGCACCAACGUGUUCAGCAAAGGGGGAGGAGAGAUCAUGGCGAGGGAUUUUGGGGUCCCGUUUUUGGGCAGCGUGCCGAUUGAUCCGGCGUUUGUGAUGUUGAUUGAGGAGGGCAUGAGGCCGGUAUAUCCGAAGGGCACCACGGUGGAUGGGAAGACGAUGAGUGUGAGGGAUGAGGGGACGGGGCUGGCGAACGGGGAGGGGGCGAAGGAAGAAGGGUUAUUAGUGGAUAAGUAUCGGGAUUGCUCGCUGGCUCCGCUGUUUGAUGGGAUAGUGGGGAGGCUGGUGGAGGAUAUUAAGAGUAGGAAUGGAGGGAGGUAGGGAGGUGGAUCGGGUGGGACUGGUGGAGGAAGAUACCACGAUGCAAUGAAGUUAAGAAGGUGGAUUGAGAUGACGUUGCGACCGCCUCACUCGACUUCGCCAUCUCGCUCUCUAUCACCU